AUGUUACACAAUUGGUUGACUGACGUUCCCAGUAACCUCAAGGAGGGUAUUGACUGGUUGAUAGCGCUGAGGGGAACUGAUGCGGAAAAGAACUUGGGUGCUAUGGGUAAAGCGCUUUACGGUUUGCUCGCAGACAAGCCUGUUGGCUUUACGGAGGUGCCAGCUCUCGAGGAAGUGAAACGUAUUUCUAAGGAGUUUCUGGAGCAAAAGGAGCUUAAGUGCCAGCCAUUCGUUGAAGACCUGCUGAAAAGAUACACGACACCCUUGAGAAAACUUCUCAAAAGGCUCCCUGCGAUCACUGAUAGUGUCGAGGAAAGCGAUUAUAAAAACGUCGUGGAGACCCGGGGUAUCAAACCUAAAGACAUCGCAAAGUACAUAAGUGAAAUUGUGCAUAAUUGUGAGAACUUAUUGAAUGACAUAACAAAGCCUCACCGGUAUGCGACUGCUUACAGUCCAGAAGCGACUUGGGAUUCAUCAUGUGCCAAAGACCCGGAAGCUUGCGCAGUGAUCCUCGUGGGUAUUGCACCAAUGCUAUACACAGGCCUACGUUCUUUGCAGGUUGCGAGCGCAGACGCGCUUGAAGACGAGCCGUAUUCCAAGGCCAAGGAGCGUGUGGAAGAGGUAUUGAAAGCUGUGGGUUACAAAGAGACGGAAUGCCGCGCUAGCAUGAGUGGUUCAGAUAUCCGCAAGGCGUUGGGUGGUAUAAAUGAUCGAGUGUUGCAAAUAAUCCAUGACAUCGCUGGAUUUUGGGCAUCCUAA
This is a messenger RNA of Babesia ovata, 759 nucleotides long. RefSeq lists its product as uncharacterized. The coding region runs from base 1 to 759 and encodes 252 amino acids. The transcript has a single exon. The record is from RefSeq and is a predicted model, not a curated record. Lineage: Eukaryota; Apicomplexa; Aconoidasida; Piroplasmida; Babesiidae.